Messenger RNA from Pseudomyrmex gracilis, 6661 nucleotides. RefSeq lists its product as uncharacterized. The record is from RefSeq and is a predicted model, not a curated record. Lineage: Eukaryota; Metazoa; Arthropoda; Insecta; Hymenoptera; Formicidae. The transcript is spliced from 7 exons. Gene Ontology annotation, molecular function: DNA binding; zinc ion binding; ubiquitin-protein transferase activity. Gene Ontology annotation, cellular component: plasma membrane; nucleus; BRCA1-BARD1 complex. The coding region runs from base 164 to 5440 and encodes 1758 amino acids. Gene Ontology annotation, biological process: positive regulation of transcription by RNA polymerase II; double-strand break repair via homologous recombination; negative regulation of fatty acid biosynthetic process.
UUGUCAAUUCGAAACGCGGAACUAGUGCGGGAGCAAGUUGUUGAGGAUCGUUUCUCCGUCACGUGAGGACUCGUAUACUUCGAGAUAAAAGCUAUCAUCCAGCUCUCGCGACGCAAGGCUUCUUCGCACGUUAACGAGAAGAAAAACUAAACUGAAACACGCGAUGGCAGAUCAAAACCGGACUAUUGACAUCGAUCGGCUCUCCGACGCGGUGCACAGUUUACGAAAAUCCUUGGAAUGUACGAUUUGCUUGGAGUUUAUAAAAGAUCCAAUUAAAACAAGAUGUGGCCAUUCGUUUUGUAAGGCGUGCAUAUGGAAAGUCUUGCAGACAAAAAAGACAACUUGUCCGCUGUGUCAGAAGAGUCUCACCAGACGCAACGUAUCCAAAGAUGAUCACAUGCAGACCUGUAUCGAGAGGUUCACAAAACUAGUCUCUGCCAUACAAGCUGACACCAACAUAGACAUACUAUCGCACUUGAAGCAUCCGCGCGACACAAGAGAAAGCUGCUCUUAUACAGAUAUUAGCGAAUCUAACAAAAAAAAAUCGUCGCACAGAUCGUCCGCUCGUCAAGCGAGCGCAAAUUCAAACAGACAAACGGAUAAAGCGUCGACGAGUCGGAAAAUCGAACAUGAUGAUAAUAACUCGCGAGACGAAUUACUGAGCCAAGUGGCGUUGUCGGAUCCUCCCGUUGCUAAUCAUUUAUCUGUCGAGAAUGACGACAAUUACUGCAAGCCGGACGUUAAAGUUCGCACGUGGUUGCAUAGUUUUUCCGGAGAAUCGACCGCUGAAUUGGAAGAACGAGACGCGAACGAGACGCGCGUAACCGAAGACGAGACCAGUUCGGUAGCCGACAAUAACAGUAAGUCGAGCAGAAACAGCGAAAUGCGUCUCGUUAAGGGCAGGAGAUCGAAUCGCGGUAGAAAACGGAAGAACAGUUCGGAGCGCUCCGACGACAAGGAGGACAAUGCGUCCCGAACUGAAUCAGAAACGCAAAAGCCCGGCGAGGAGAAGGAUAUCGAUUUCUAUUCGAGCGGGUUGAAGUAUAGCAAGAUUCACGCUAAAAUACGGAAGAGAGAGAAUAAGAGGGACGAGAUCGAGGAGAAGAGAUCGAACGUCGAUGAGGCAAGCAAGCAAGAUGAGAGCGCGACAGACGCGUCCGAUCGUGCGAACACGUCGUCCGCGAACUGGUCCCGCGUGAUCGAAUUCGGAAAAGAGAUGCGCGACAAAAAGAAAAAGGUGAAGAAGCUGAACGUGCAUACCGAAAAGAACAAACCGAAGAUACUGGAGAGCAUCGUUCUAACGCCAAAGAGCAAGAUCGAUCCGGCCAGAUUGCCGACUCGCAAAACGGAUGGGAGUCAAUCCACGUGCAGAAACGAGACAAAUGCGUUCGAAUCGAUGGGAGACGGGGGGACGAACAGAAGACGGGACGCGGGUGAUAGAAGUCUUCGCGUAUCGACUCCGUUGAAGCAACCGAAAAUUAUCAGGGACGUGACCAACACCUCGACAUCGGAUCACUCGGCGUUGGAAACGUCUUACAUCACGCUGGAGGAGAACAGGAAGAUACGCAUAGUGAAUCUGAACAACGAUCAGGUGAACGAGAUUCUCGGCUUCGGGGUCGAUAAAGAUCAAAGUCAAAAUCAACGCGCGCCAAUUGAUCAUCUGUCGCAAUCGCCGAGCAAACUCAGAGUGCUCACGCCGGAGAAGGUCAACGAACAAGCGGAUCGCGGCGCGAGAAAAACCAUCGAUUGCAAUCGAAGCGCGUUACGCACAUCGGCCGAAGAUCAGAAUCUCGGAUCUCAGGAGAGAGACGACGGUGACAUCGCUUCGAGAACAUCGGGCGAGAUCGAGUUUCAUGGAAUGCGAACACCGAAGAAGUCUAGAUUGUCGUUGAGGAGAAAACUGACGACCGACGACAACAAGAACGUCGACUCGCCAGCUGAGAGAUCGCACGAGAAACACGUGAUUGACGAUCGCGUCGAUUCGCCGGAAAACGUAGCGGCGCCGGAUCGAUUAGCGCGCGCGCGACGUAACGUGAGCACGCAGAUCGAUGAGGAUCAGCCUCCGCGAGCCGUUCGAAGUGCGACAAUUGCCACCACGUCUUCGUCUUUGAGAAGCAAAGACGAAGACGAUCGCGGAAUCGUUCGCCGGGAUGAGAGACUCGUUAGCGAUCUCAGAUCCGGCAGAUCGAAGAGAUUGAGAAGAUCGAAGACUCCGGAACGCGAUUUCCGCGUGAGAUUCGUACAGCUGGGAUCGAUGAACAGACGACGUCAGACGAAGUAUUAUUAUCUGGGCAAAAUAAACCGCGAACGUUUGUUGGCGGCGGAAAUCGGGAACGUUACGGUGUACAAUAUGCAGCAAUCGAUCAGCAAAUCCGAGAUAAAGUACGUUGCGAACAAGUCGCUAAGCCGCGCGACAUCUCCGUUAAACGAUUCGCAGGAAUCGGUGAUCGCGAUGGAAACUGCGCGGUGCUUCCUCGCAAAAAGCUCGAAUCGCGCCAUCGAAAACCCGGAAUUAUCGGCGUCAUCUUCCGCGUGCGGAAUCGCGGCGGCUACUUCGACACCGAGAAUAGAUAUCGAUCGGACGACAAGCCGCUCUUCAAUCGACGCAAAUGCGCGAUCGAACGAACCGAUCGAGGAUAAGGAAAACAAGCGAUGUUCUAAAAUACUUCGCGAUGAUCUCGUCGGAAAUGCGAUUCGGGAUAUAUCGUGCGUUUCCUUGCGGAGUUCCGUUCGAAUUCUGUCACCGGACAAGGAUUCGCAGCUCAAGUUUUUAGACACGGACUCGCCGAUGAGCCAGCGCGCGUUCAAGCGCGGAACUUCGACGCAUCACCGACGAUCCGUCGAAAACAUCGCGGAAGAUUACUUUUCUGACAAAGAACAGUCAACCGUCGCGACGUUCGCGAGCAAGAAGCAAGAUUCGUCUUCUUCGGAAAUCUUUGAAAAGAAAAAAAAGAGAAAGAGAUGCAUCACCAUCGAAGGAAAAUUUGAGGACGUCGAGUCUGGCAACGAUCUCAGCGGCGACGUGGUCGACGACCUCCGAUCCACGAACGAUCGCAACGGACGCGAUAAAUCAUCCAAGGACGUAAAAUCGGACGUGGACGCGAAUAAAAGACGCCGUUUGAGUUCUGCGGACGACAAAGCGAUCGUCGAUUCUGACGAGCGGAGAGCGCUCGUUCAUAAAAAGUUUAGAAGAAUAAUAAGAAUUCCUAGCUCGGAAUCGGAAUCGCCGGUAAAUUGUUGUCCCGCGCGCGACGAUCGCGAAUUUGAUCAAGCGUCGCCCGCGAAUGUUGUAGCGCGAAGUUUGAGAGAUAGAGAGACGAAUCCGUCAGAAGAACCUGUUCGGAACGUACUCGAAAACCGGAACGGAGAGCGCAACGAGAAGAUAACAUCGAGGAGAAGCAGCGCCGAGACGAUAAUACGAAUUCCGUGCGACGAGGAAUCGGCAAGCUCUUAUCAAUCGUCUCGCUUGGCGAACGAAGAGAAUAACGUCGCGAAUCAGAAUAGUUGCGCGACGAAAGAAUCGCAAAUGUUCGAGAGCAACAGCAUAUUCCACUCGGACAAUUUGGAAUAUAUCAUUGAGGAGUCGUUGAACAGAUGCGUCAAAGCGCCGGAUAAAUUCUCGAACAACGAUAUCAUAAACAGAGUGCUGCAGAUCGAUCGCCAAAGCAAUUCCGACGCGCGUCACUCGCCGAACGACGGAACGCGUCAAAGGGACGAGACCGGCGGCGGCGGGGGUUACUUGCUGCAGGACAAUUUCGACGAGAUCAUCGCAAACGUCGAACUGCCGCAAAGCGAGAAGAUGACACCGAGUAGUUUGCGCGCGGAUUCGAAUCGCGCGAGACAGAAAACGUCAAAGUGUCCCGCGAUGACGGAUGAGUCAUCGCGCGGCGCCGCCACGCAGGAGAUGAUACCUGUGAUGUCCGCGUCGAGCCACGACAUUUUCGAGCAGAGCGAUUCUAUCAACGAUCGCAACGUUGACAGACCAGUCGGCGCCUCGGGAAAUUCGAACAAGGAAAACGUCGCGCUCGGUCGGAAAAGUUACGCGACCGACGACGUUUCUUCCGACAGAAAGAUCAAGCACGGGAAGGAAAAGUCGUUUGAUCGCGGCGACGGUGUCUGGAUCGACGCGGAGCGACACGGCGUCGACAACGUAACCGCCGCGCAAAAUCGAAAUCUGUCUGACGAUCAGUCGAAGGAUUCUCAAAACGACUCGAUCAUGAACGUCACUCGCGAUCAGCUUCGUCUGCAGAUCUUCGAGGAGGAUCUGUUCGGCGUAAUAUCGAGCAGAAGUCCGACGAAGGCGACGACCACGCGGGAUGAUGCGGAUCUGCUUCAAGAGGCGAGCACUCCGAGGCGGGAGAAACGAAGGGAUUUGCAAGACAAAAAUGUAUUGUCGCCAAAGGAACAAGCCGAGGAGAACGACGUUGUGGAGAACACUCCCGAGUCCAAGAUGAAGAAAAGUGGAAGUAGAAGCUUCGGAACGCUCGAGUCGAGAAGAAACAUAUCCCUGUCGUUUAUGACGCCGAAAUCCACCGAUCGCGCGCCGGUUUCGGUGCCGAACACGCCUGUUCUCGAGAAAAUUCCGCUCUGUCAAAGCACGCCGAGAGAUGGCCACCUUGACGUACUCACGGGAAACAGAAGAACCGAGCUCGCCGCGACACGCGGUCUUGUUUCGCCGACGAUCGGCAGAACGCCGGAAGACAAUCGGCAAAUCCGAUCCGCCAAAGAAACAACACCGUGUGUCGUGUGCAGCUCUCUGACAGUAACUCAAACGAAAGCGGUGAAAGACUUCGCGGCCGAGUACAAGCUGAGGUUCGCGGAUCGGUUCGAUCCCAAGAUAAUAACGCACGUUAUCGUGAACACCACCGGAAAGGAGAACGCGGCGAAGAGCACAUUGAAGUAUCUGCAGGGCGUAGCCCAUCGGAAGUGGAUAGUCAGUUACAGAUGGGUCGAGGAUUGCGUGAGGAAACAGAAAAUACUGGACGAGGAACCGUACGAAGCCACGACGUUCUGCGACGGCAUCUUUCCCGCUCCGCGAAAGUCCAGACUACGGGAAACAAAUCUCUUCGAAGGCUUCGUCUUCGUUUGCAUCGGACCGUACGACAACGUUACACCGGCCGAGUAUCAGGACUUGUUACUCGCCACCGGAGCUAUGGUGGUUGACUCCCUCGACGAUCUCGAUAAGAAGGAAGGGUUGAAAGGUAUACUGAUCCAAGACGAUGCUUAUGAUAAUAAAGUUAUCGAAAAUUGGUACCGAACUGUCAAAGCAGCACCAAUUCUGGUCGAUUGGAUAGUGGAUUGUAUCGGUCGUUACAAAUUGCUUAAGCUCGCGUCCUAUAUCCAUUUUAUAUCGCCGCAAGAUUGUUACGCUCUUGGUUAUCCGCGCGAUCUCUUAGAGGAUGAAGAGUACAGCGACGACGAUUUGUUAAUUAUCAAGUAGCGUAGGAUCGUUGCGUCCAAGUGUUUGAAUAUUCGAGAUCAGACUUCACAGAUUAGCGAAGUUAUAAAUCCACGUUAAUUCGAAGUAACAAAUUUCGCUUCAGGUUCAGAUUCAAGUUCGGAUUUUUACGUUGAAUUCUCCCUUUGUUAUUUUGUAUAUCUAACGCAUUUUCUAAUAAGCGUUUCUUUACAAGCGGUAUAAAAAGUUGCAAUUGUUUUGUCGUUAAGAUAUUGUUGAGAGGUAUUACUGAUAAUGUAACUUCAUGUGUGUGAAAGCAUUUACACGCCACUUCCUGUAGAAUGUUCCUGAACUUAUUUUUGUAGAAAAAAAAAGUUGCAAUCCUCAGAACAUUGAGUUAGAUUCAACGGAUAUAAGAGAUCUGGACAAUCUGUUGUCUUUGUUUUUGAAUAUUUUAAGUAACGCGCAAUUAACUGUUAUCCGAAUACUUGGAUGCUCGGAUAAUGCCAGAUUCGAACAAAUUUUUGAGAGGGACCCUGAUAAAGAGGUAUAUUUUGUGUUUACAUCAGGAGAACGAAAUACAAAUUUAUAAUUUACACGUUUACAUACGUUUAUUUUAUUCAUUAAGUUUUGUUUUUCUAUUAAAGUUUCCUGUUUAUGUUUAAUAUACUCUCAGACAGAUAUCAUGUAUGUACACGGCGAUAGUUUUGCAAGAAAUUAUUCUCUUGUAUUACUUCGAAAAUUUAAAAAUGUGCGAUAUGUACAUGUGUCUCCACGUUAAUGUAAAAAUAUGUUAACACUCGUUUAGUUUUUUUGGAAAUAUAUCUAUUGAUAUAGGAUUAAUAUUACUUAUUUACACACACAAUAUUUCUAUUUUUUAUAUAUACGUUGGAUACAUAUGUAUAUAUAUGUAUAAUAUAUAUUACUAUAGACUCGCGCGCGCAUUAUUUUACGUCUUUGUUAACACGUUUCGCACCACGUGGGCGCCACCGCACUCGUUGGACUUUUCGUUCAGGCUGUUUGAUACUCAUACUGUUACAUACGUAAAACAUAUCCUUCAACAACACAUCGUAUAAUAUAUUUGCAUAUGUACGUAAAGCACCGGUAUGCGUAUGUAUAAAUGUGUAUGCGUGUGACGUUAACUGUCAUUUAUACAUGUUUUAAAUGACAUUUAAAAUCAAUUGAUUGGCGCGUAUAAUAUAUGUAACAUAUCGUUGAACUUUCAUGUAACACACAUACACAUAUACACACACACAUACACAG